Bactrocera dorsalis (oriental fruit fly) is the source of this 5067-nucleotide messenger RNA. RefSeq lists its product as uncharacterized. Gene Ontology annotation, biological process: cell surface receptor signaling pathway via JAK-STAT; embryonic development via the syncytial blastoderm. NCBI's taxonomy places the organism in Eukaryota, Metazoa, Arthropoda, Insecta, Diptera, Tephritidae. The record is from RefSeq and is a predicted model, not a curated record. The coding region runs from base 1109 to 2515 and encodes 468 amino acids. The transcript is spliced from 4 exons.
AGUCAUCAGCAAUAGUCGGCUGUCUGGUCUGGUACUGGUAUUGCCCGGCCUGCUGGCUUGGCCGGUAAAGGCACAUAUCACCUACCUACAUACAUAUAGACACACACAUACAUACGUACAUAUAAUCGUUAGCGUAAUCGUAGCCGUUGUUGUUGGCGAUGUCGUUGCUUUUGCUGGUGUUAUUGUUAUUUUCGCCACAGUGGUAGUGCUAGUGGUAAAGUAGUAGUAGUGUCGUAGCUGUGUCGGCAUUGGCAGUGUGACGAAGAAAAGUUACGGUCGACGUUUAUGGCUAAGGUUUGAUCAGUCUGAUUCAACAGUUUGUGCUGUAAGGAAGUGUGCACUACUGAACGGAAGUCACUUGAAUAAGUUUGAAAAGCGUUUUAUCCAAAAAUACCUACAUUUGCAUACCUGCAGACAACCGGUAGACGCAAGAGUCUAAUCUAAUAGUAAUAAAAGCAAAUUGUAGUAGCAGUGACAAAGUUCAAAUUCAAUAAAAAAUCCACGAUUCGAUUUUGAUUGGACUUUAGUAUCGUUAAAUAGUUUAAGCCAAAUUAAAAAUUUUGUGUGUGUGCAUGACAUGACGAGAAGACUGACAAACAAAAGAAGAAAAAUAAUUAAAUAAGCAUAAAUAAAUUAACAAAAAAGUGAACAAUGAGCGAGCGAAAGUAACUGUAUAAAGUCGAAAGAAAGCAAAAAUCGGCAAACCGAAAACGAUAAUAACACAAUAUUGCCGUCGUGGUACGAAAUUAAUGAAAAAAUUGAAAGCGUCGCUCAAUACUACGCUUGAUUCGCGAAAUUAGCACAUUCUUGUGAAAUUGGCUAAUUCAAAAGAUUUGUUGUAACAAACGCGAAGCAGUAACCAACAACCUUAACAUACAUACAUAUAUAAAACAUAUAAAACGCGUACUUAAUAUUAUUAUUGCCGGCAUUUGUGCGCGACAUCGUGUCUUCAAAGUGAAGUGUCGUAGCACUUCAAAAACAGCAAACGCCUUAGUCACGAACGCCGCGCGCCGAUUUUUGGCUAUUAGCGCGCCCAUCGAGCGCAGCCCCCCCAAUUACCCCACGUGGAUGAGCAAAGCGGAAUUUACUCGUAUUUACUUGGAUUAGUAUGCGGUGUGGUUGCAAAUCACUUGCAACCAAUAAAUCCAGCAAAACGGCGAACCAAAGCGAAUUUUCACACACCCAAACGCACCCACGCCUCUCAUUCAGCGUGCGGUCACCCACAGAAGUAAACAAAUUAACAAAAACAACACAGAAAACCACAUACGCACAGAAAAGUUGCAGUAGUCGAAGCAGCAGACGAAGUCAACGCGUCCUUACCAGCAAUCUCAUUUUCAUAAUGAUCGUAGCAACAAUAUGCACGAGCGCCUUAGCAGCGCCCACAACAACUAGCAAUAGUCCCGCCAAUAAUACACAAGCCACACACACACAAACAGUGACGGCAACAACAAGAAAAGCCAGCACAUACGCAAAGAACAAGGCGGUGGGUGUGACGUUAACACAAAAUACGAUAGAUGUGAGUAGCGGUGUAGUCUACACGAUGGCGCAAACUGCCAACGAGGGCUCGCGGAAACGGAAACGACACAGCAAACGUCACAGUAAUUGGAACAUUGAUACGUCCAAAGAUCUGCCAUGGGUGAAUCCUUGCGGUGGUUUCUAUGUGCCGUCGGCGACACAAAGUGGCAGUGCCAUGCGACGGAAGAACCCAACGAAACAGAUUUUCAACAUGCUUAAGAAGUCGGCAGGCAACGAGUACAAGAUGUUGAAAGCCGGUCAACAAGAUAUUGAUAUAAGCAAUAUACAUAUUUGGUCGCUGCACAAUAAGACUUAUAAAUUUCUGCCAAAAUUGAAGCUCAACUCAACGAUCGCACUCAAACGCUGGUACCGCAACAUGCAAUCCUUUGUGGGUUCAUUCGCCUAUUUGCGCAGCAUACAGCGCGCCUGGGAUAUGGCCAAAUUGCAACGUGAAAAUAGUACAGGACGCGAACUGCGACGAUUAUUUAUCAGCGCUCGCAACAUGUUGUGCGAAUUGGAGACGGCCAUCAAUGGCACAAUGCCAGCGCCGCGUAUGCUGCGUGGCAGCGCGUUACCGCAAGUGACAAGCGAACAAAUGAAUAAGCGCUUAAAGCUUUACACGAAGCGACGCGCUGAGAGCAAUCCGCAUAUAGUGCAGGAGGCGAACACAAUCGAUUUAAUGUGGGUGAAAUAUUAUUACUACGAAUUUUUGAAGACCAUGUGGAAGGUGCUGCGUCAACAAACAAAGCGACGCGGUCAAAUUGCGCUAAUGGCCAAUCCAAAGGCGUUCAAUGAGGUGGAAAAGCACUUUGGCAGCAUAAGCAAAAACAAGCGUGUCAAAGGUCAUUUGACGCCGCUGAAAACGGCUACAGCGUCGUUGGAGCGCAGUGAUAGUGCUAGCAGUAGAGGCGCGGCAAAUAGGCGCAAAAGUGCGCAUGGUAGUGCAGUAAGUGGUAUUGGUAGCAGAAGACGUUUGGCGCAUGCGCGCAACACGCGGUGAACCGGUGUGUGUGUGAAGAACAAAGGUUACAGAUUUUAAUUUCAUAUAUGCAUUUACUUACUUGCAUAUAUGAAAGUAACAUUUUGAGUCUCAAGCAAUUUUCGCUUUACAUACUAGACGCACGUGCUGCUUAAAUGCAUACAUACGCACGUCUAAACAUGCCAGGUCAAAGCAUUGCCUUCCAAAUAUACUUAUAUAGCUAUACUAUAUUAUUGAGUUUAUUAGUAUUAGAAAAAAUGUGUAUAAGAAUUUAGCUACUUCUUUAGCGCACAGUGACUGCAUUCCAGUAAUGUUUAAUAAGACAAAUCUACAACUAAAAGUAUCAAAAAUAUUUUAGCAACACGUUUGCUUCAGCAAUGGCAAACAAGUAUUAAGUAGUAUUGCACCAAUACGCUACAACAAAAACAAAGCACUUUGUAUUUAAUUAUAAAUUAUUUGCAUGCAAAACUAAGCCAAUAACGAUAAUAACAACAACAACGUAAUAUAAGCAAAAAUCUCGCCAGUUACAUACAAACAUACAAGCAUAUUUAUUUAUUACACUACAUGCCGUUUCAUAUAUUAUAGAACCCGCAGCGCAACGCGCGAUUGUUGUUUUUACAAUUGCACAAGUUCAAGUUCAAUGUGCGGAACAACAAAAGCAACAACAUGAAAAAUCAAAAGGCAAUUUUCAUUAAAUUACUUAUCAAAUGCGCGGCUGCCUUCAAUUUUCAAUUUCAUUUUCAUUUUUCACUUUCGGUUUCAUAUGCACAACAACAACAACGAUAACAACAACAAUUGAAAAGUAAACAAACACAAAUUGAUAGUUGUAGUAUUUCUAGUCAACACAUCGCACCGUCUCAAUUACUUUGAUAACUGAGCGAGCACACACCCACAAUCAUAAUUAACAGCACCAGCAGGCAUAUACAUACAUACAUACAACUUUACAUGCACAAAAAAGCACAUAUUAAAUUCAAAAUACAUAUAGACUGGCUAUAUUAACAUUCAAGUGGCGCAAGCUGCUUGACUGGUUCCUAUUCGUUCACACUUAUCAUUAUUAUUUUCAUUCUAAAUGCUUGUUCAUAUCAGAAAAUGCAUGCAGAAAUCACAAAUCCAUAAACACACACAUACAUACGUGUAUAAGCUUAAGUAGCUUUAUAAGCACGUGAGUAGAGGCGCGGCAUGUGAGCGCCCAUAAGGAGAUAAAAACCGCGCCAGCAGCGACGGCAAAAGUUAUAACUGCAUUUAAUGAGUCAAAUGCCGGACAAUUAAUUUCAAUUACAAAAUUGUCGAUUCGAAAAGCGAGAAUAUACAGAUAUUAAAACAAUUUGGCGGUGUUAUUUAGAUAAAAGUUAUAAAAAUUUGUUUUUUGAAUUGGCAAAUUUUGACUCUGCUUAAAUAUGAAGGUACAAUUUUCAUAAUUUUUGCUUCAAAUUUUAAUGAAAAAAUAUUGAAAAUUAAUCUUCUAUCACUCUGUACAUAAAAAUGUAAGCAAAUUUUUCAUAACUUUUUUAAGAUUUUACGAAAAUAAAUAUUGAAAAUUGCGUUACGCGCCUCUGCUCAUAAGUUUAAUACGUACAUAUUAUCUCACCUAAAAGCAAAAUAACGUAACAACACUUUUCACAAGUUCACAGACGAAAAAAAAACGUUAAAAUAGAAGCUACUAAUAUUGAAACAAAAUUUGAGUUUUGGUUAUAAAGUGGUUAUAUACUGGUUAUAAAACGGUUAUAUAUUGGUUAUCAUUCACCCAAAAUGAAGAAAAAUUUGAAUUUUGGUUAUAAAAUCGGUAUAUAUUGGUUAUUAUAUCUGCCACUGAUUUUCGAUUUUUUUUUUAUGCUACGUUGCUUUGCAUUUAGGUGACGAUGUACUUACUUAUAUUUCCAUACCCAUAUGCACUCUCAUGAUUACUAAAUACAUUACGAGUUUAUUUCGAAAACUGAUUAUGAAAGACUACGUACAAAAACUCUCACAAGCUCUCUCUCUCUCCCUUUAUAUUAACUCACACUAUAUUUCUAAAUUUAUUAUCUUAACUGUAUGUCAGUGUGUACAAUUAGCACCUAAGCCACGAAUAUCUAAAGACAAAAUGUGUAAAUGACUUGCAUUUCUUAAUCUAAUCUAAAUCAUUGAGUGUAAACAUUCGAUAAAUAUUUAUACAUUCAUAGAAACAUGUAUUUAUUAUUGCAAUAAGAAAGAGCAAAAAAACCAAGACAAAAAGAAUUAUAUUAAAAAAUAAAAAUAAAAAAUAAACUUCAUUCAGUCAAGUGCUCAUUUGCAUUUGCUUUUGCGCUGUGAUAUUGUAUAUGUAAAAAACGUUAAACUGAAUCAAAUUAAUUCAAAUCAAAGACCCAGCUAACUUGCGAAGUAGGUCUAUACUUAAAAAAAAAAAAAUAGUAUUAUAUUUAGUAUUGUUAAGCAAAACUGAAAAACCGCAACUUUUGUAUGAGUACCUAGGUCGCUAAGUGUAAAAUUUUAUUUUAAGUAUUUUUUUAAAUUUAUAAUUAUUUAUAAGGGAAAAAAUUAUUAAAAAUUUAAAAAAUAUUUGAAAAAUAAAACUAUGAAAAUUUUAUAAAAUAUAA